Aspergillus candidus is the source of this 1541-nucleotide messenger RNA. RefSeq names its product Stk19 family serine/threonine-protein kinase. Gene Ontology annotation, biological process: positive regulation of Ras protein signal transduction; protein phosphorylation. Gene Ontology annotation, molecular function: protein serine/threonine kinase activity. Bases 335 to 1489 code for a protein of 384 amino acids. The record is from RefSeq and is a predicted model, not a curated record. NCBI's taxonomy places the organism in Eukaryota, Fungi, Ascomycota, Eurotiomycetes, Eurotiales, Aspergillaceae. The transcript is spliced from 2 exons.
UAAGAAAGACAAGAAGCCGCUGGACUUGCUUUCUUUCUUAUCAAUACGUCAUGUGAAGCGUCAAAGACUCUGGGUGGGGGGAGUAAUAGCUUACAUACCGUAUUUCCUGCCAGUUGAUGUCAGAUAAGGUGCCCUUGGUAUUGAGAUAUGGUAUGUGUAUGUUACGGAGUCCACCGGGCGAUCGCCCGUGUCACGUGUGCCGAUCGCGCCCUUAUCUGUGCUGCCUGAGGCAGGCGCUCGACUUUAUCCAACCAAGUCCGGAGAACCUAUACGGUUCCAGUCAUCUACUACUCACUCCACUCGAUCCUCAUCUACCUCGAUAUAUACCCGCGUCAUGCCCCUACGGGUCACAUCUGCUCCCGUCUCCGGGGUGCAGAAGAGGCGACGGAAACCCGCAGACUCAAAACCCCGCGCCUCGCCCUUCGCCGGCCACGCACGUCGCAAGGCCACCACCACCAGGGCACCCGAUGCAGCAGACGAAGACACAGACCCCCUCCCAGACGUCGGGUUGUCGCGAUACAUCCCCGAGACCGCACCGGUGGAGAACGUCGUGCAAGCCUUGAGUUACAUCCGCGACAGUAUCUUCGACGAGAUUCCCCAGCGGGCGGGAAUGAACAGCACCCGGAUCGCGGAGGUGCUGAACUUUCGCCGCUCGCUGCCCCCUUUGGUUUCGGUGGCUCACGUCCAUACCUUGCUGGAUGCGCCGACAAGGGUGGAAAAGGAGGUCAUGGAGUUGGUGUCUACCGGCCGGGUGCGUCGGCUGGUGGUGCCCGGGCGUGGCAACGAUGCCGCCGGGCUGGGCGACUGUCUUGUUCUGGUGGAGGAUUGGGAACGGCUUGUACGGGAUAGUAACGCCUUAGAUCCGUCGCUGAAAGACAAAUUCCUCUCCGUCCUCACCCGAAUAGGAAACACCUCGGCCGUACCCGGCAUACUGUUCUCCCCCCCAGAAUACACAUCCCUCGUGCGCGCCGGAUUCCUCGUCUCCUCAUCCUCCCUCGCCAAAGGCUCCUCCAACAUGGCCUCCCUCCCCAGUCUCCCCUCCUCCAUCACCACAACAGCCGGCAACACCGCCAGCCGAUCCAGCAGUGGAAGCGAUAGCCCACGCCCCAAUACCACCCCCACCAACCGCUCCCAAUCCCACUUCCACACCGCAACCCUCUUCCUCUCCCUCCCCAACACAGGCCCCUACCUCCGCCUCCUAGGCGCAGGCCGAACCCACCUCGUCACCAUCUUGAAGAAGUCCAGCUCGCGUGAGGUGCCACUCUCUCUGCUACGAGACCGCUGGAACGGGGCCGUCGAGACGGAGUCGGGCUCCAGCGUGGCUAAGCGGAUGAGGGGCGAGUUCACGGGGGUUUUGCCCGGCAGGACGAAGAAGUGGAAGGAUCUGUAUGGGAUGACGUUCCGGUGGGUGUUGGAGGAGGCGAUUGGGGCGGGGCUCGUUGAGCUGUUUGAUACGGGGAGUGUGGGGCCGGGGGUGCGCUGUCUUUGAUUGUGUUUGUGAUGCUGGGUUAUGAUUCUCAUUAUUAUUGGGUGUAUUAUAG